Molecule: messenger RNA, 1102 nt
Organism: Pistacia vera
Lineage: Eukaryota; Viridiplantae; Streptophyta; Magnoliopsida; Sapindales; Anacardiaceae
Product: extradiol ring-cleavage dioxygenase-like
Exons: 3
Coding region: 148-936 (262 amino acids)
Molecular function (GO): ferrous iron binding; oxidoreductase activity, acting on single donors with incorporation of molecular oxygen; zinc ion binding
Source: RefSeq, a predicted model, not a curated record
CUCAAUAAAUAGCAUGCAACAACGACGCGCUAUUAAAUACAAAAGAAAGUCGAGCCUUCGUAUCCUUAUAAAACCGGCUCUAAAUGUAUCCUCGUUUUUAUAAUUAUCAAACUCAAAACCCAUAAAUCAAAGAUAGAGAUUUCUGCCAUGGAUACCUUCUACAUCUCGCAUGGAUCCCCCACGUUGUCGAUUGACGACUCUCUGGAAGCCAGGCAUUUCUUGAAGGCGUGGAAAGACAAAACGUUUUCUGAGAAACCAAAAGCAAUUCUCGUUAUAUCUGGCCACUGGGAGACCGAUGUUCCCACUGUUAAUACCGUUGAAAAACAUGACACCAUCCACGACUUCUAUGGCUUCCCAAAAGAAAUGUACAAGCUCAAGUAUCCGGCACCAGGAGCUCCAGAAUUGGCGAAGAAGGUGAAGGACUUGCUUACAGGUGCUGGCUUCAAACAUGUUAAAGAAGAUAAAAAACGAGGGCUCGACCAUGGUGCCUGGGUGCCGCUGAUGCUAAUGUAUCCAGAGGCCAAUAUACCAGUGUGUCAGCUCUCAGUUCAGUUGAACAAAGAUGGUACUCAUCAUUACAACAUGGGGAAGGCAUUGGCCCCUCUCAGGGAGGAAGGUGUCCUCAUUUUCGGUUCUGGCAGUGCUGUUCAUAACCUGAGGGUUCUCCAAUUCGGUAGCGAUGCUAUUCCUACUUGGGCUUCAGAGUUCGAUACCUGGCUUAAAGAUUCUCUCCUUGAAGGAAGAUACGAGGAUGUGAACCACUAUGAAGAUAAGGCACCACAUGCGAAAAUGGCUCAUCCUUGGCCAGACCACUUUUAUCCGUUGCAUGUAGCUAUGGGUGCUGCCGGCGCAAAUUCAAAGGCAGAACUCAUUCACCAUAGCUGGCAAUUGGGUACUCUUUCUUAUGCCUCUUACAGGUUCAAAACAGCCUCCUAAAUUCCCAGAAAUUGCCCUGCGGCCUUUAUGUGACGUACGCCACUUUCAUUGCUUUAAUUGUUAAUUAAAAUUAACAGUUAUUUUUAAAGUUGCUUGUGCUCAUGUAAUCUGUGUUUGUGUGAGUAUGCUUUCAUUGAAUAUAAAAAUAAAGAUGAUUUCUUGAGUA